UCUGCACAAAAUCUAUUAAAAUUUUAUAAGAAGCGCUAAAAGAUUUAUUUUUUUCCAGUAAAGAAGAAAAGUAAAAGAAACAACAUAUUUUGAUGUAGAAGGAAAAAUAUAUAAAAAAGCGAAUAUCAAAAAAUAUACAAAACAAGUAAAUUGCAAGCAGGGUGAAAAAUGGAUGAAUCAAAAUGGAUCUCUUAAUACUUAUCAUAACUUUCACAUGUAUGAAUAAUAUAAUCGUGUCGUCAACAUGUCCUUCGAAAUGUUCAUGUGUAAACACAACAAUCCAUUGUGUAAAUCAAUUCUUGUCGCGAAUACCAAGAGAUAUAUUAAACUCGACGACACAUUUUUAUCUUGAUGGCAACUUCAUAUCCACUGUACAUUCUGAUGAUUUUACAAACGCAAUGAACUUAGAAGUGUUAGGGUUAUCCGCAAAUAAAAUCACACACAUUCAAGGGAGAUCAUUUUUACCGUUACAGAAGUUAGAAAGUCUGAUUCUCAGUGACAAUCAGCUCUCAAUGAUAAACAAUGAAACAUUCGACGGACUUUUAAAUUUAAAAACAUUGGAAAUGUCUAGUGUUGCACCUGCAGGAACACCACUAUGUAUCAUGAAUAAUACAUUUCAAAGACUUGGAAAACUUCAGAAACUUAAACUUGAUCGAAACAACAUCAAGUAUAUUUCCGACGAAACCUUUAAAGGCUUGCAUUCUUUGACAACAUUGGAUCUCUCAGAAAAUACCAUUCAGGUCAUAUCAUCAAAGGUAUUUCUCCAUAUACCAGGAAUAAUAAGUUUGAAAAACAAUAUAAAUUUACCGUGUUGUUGCAGUACAAUACAAGCACAUAAAAACUCAACAAUAGCACCAACAGUAAAAUGUAGCAGCCAGGUGGAUGGUACAUUAAAGGACACUGUCUCAACAGAUUGCGGUACCGAUAUAAUACCAGUUUGUUACCAAACUAUUUUAUCCACUUGCGAGAUAGAAGGAAGGCAUAGUACGGUUACCACCUUAUUUCAAUUAUACUCAUCAAAAAGCUUCUCUUCAUAUGACACUCAACACAUAACCAUCACAGAAAGAAACAAUAACUCUGCUCUACAGAACCUCCGUGUUUUGACUACAUUACCUUCACUACACACGACGUGGAAAACAAACACAUCGUUGCAAGUGAACCCUUAUGUUUUAACGACACACAACUUUCAAAACUUAACAUUAAUAACAGUUGCAACAGAGUCUUCAUCCGUGUUUUGGUCUACUAUGGUUAAAAGUGAAAGUAGUAUCAAACAUACACUCUCAUAUGUUGUUGAACCAACAUUACAUUCCUUUCUCUCAACGAAUAAUGCAGGUUCAUCACCAUUCUCCUUUCUCUCAAUGAAUAAUGUAGGUUUAAUAUCAUUCUCUUUUCUCUCAACGAAUAAUGCAGAUUCAACUUCUUUUCUCCCAACGGCUGUUGCAAGUCAUUCAAUGAGUAGAGUUAUUGCACCAAGUACGGUCGAAGUGCUCUCUUCUUCACGUUCAGUAAUUCAAGACGCUUUAACAAAUGAAGACUCUGGGAUGAAGGGAUGGUUGAUAUUUGUGAUAGCUGCAUCGUGUCUGAUCAUAGUAAUCUCUUUUGUGAUGUUUGCUCUCUUUAUAAGAAAGAGUAAACGAGGAGGCUCAUUCUGGCCCUGGAGAAAAAUUCACGCAAAAGAGCAGCAUGAGUUGACAGAGAGGAAUGAUACGUAUGGUGGAAAUGAAAGAGUAAACGAAGGCUUUGUAGAAAGCUAAUUGGCAAGUUGAUUUACUUUGACAAAAGAGGACAGGUGUUUUGCAUAGGAUUGGGGGUAUAUUAUUAACGUAAAACAAACCUGCAAAUUGCGCUUUUAAACAAUUACGCCAAUAACGGGUAAAUUUUGUAUGCAUUUACGCCAUCAACACAACGAUAUGCGAUUGUUUGAUUUUUACAUUGUACACAGUUGAGAGAAAAAAUAUGCUAUAGUAAAAAUUCAAAAAUUACUUUUUAAAGUCCAUAUUUUCUUGUUAAAAAAAGUGUAGCUAUUAUAUUUUGAUGAACGUUUCCAGCGUUACUGUUGGUAACAAAUUUUCAUAUUUAAUAAAGUUAAAACCAUUUCUUUUAUUUUCAUUAACAUUUUAAGAAAACGUUUUCCUAGUAUAUAUUUUCUUUUUCCAUAAAUUUGAACCCCAUACUGACAAAAAGACAAACAUAUACACUUUCUUAUGGAAACGUUUGAGUUCAAGAUUUUUUAAAAAACUUUUAGUCGGGCCCAUGUUCUAUAACUUUGAAAUUCUUUCAAGAAAGAGCCCUGAGAAUUUAUGAAUUUCUUGUCAAUGCUAAUAUUCUUUAACAUAUCUCCCUUUUGUUUCUUGUAAACGUGUUUUUACAAGCUCGUGAGCUUGUAUUAAAACGCAAAUGUGUCCUACAAGAAUGGAAAUUUUUGCCUCUCUGAGCACCGACACGGGAGUAGUCGUGUGUUCGAAUCUCAUCUUGGUAACUAUUUUUACUUUUUUUUUCUUUUUACUAUCUCGCCCGCGAGGACGUGUUUACAGACUGACCUAACGAAAAUUGAAAUUUCGAGAAAUUUUCUAUCAAUAUUAUUGCCUAUCCGAAUAGCAAAAUACAUCGUGUCUAACUUCAGCUUUUUAUAAACUUUUUGGCGAGGUUGUUUGCGUAUAUCAUACGUCUUGUUUAUAUUAAAAACAAACACAGAGCUUUUUAAGUUUCUCACACCUGAAGCUUUCACCCUGCUGUAAGUUUUUUUCAGUUUUUUACAUAUUUUUUCACUGCGUCAGAUAUUUCAAAGGAUAUGUAUAUAAUAUAACAUUUGUCUGGAAUAGAUAGUG
Hydractinia symbiolongicarpus is the source of this 2828-nucleotide messenger RNA. RefSeq names its product leucine-rich repeat-containing G-protein coupled receptor 6-like. NCBI's taxonomy places the organism in Eukaryota, Metazoa, Cnidaria, Hydrozoa, Anthoathecata, Hydractiniidae. Gene Ontology annotation, molecular function: protein binding. The record is from RefSeq and is a predicted model, not a curated record. The transcript has 2 exons. Bases 183 to 1754 code for a protein of 523 amino acids.